AUGGAGAUACCCGCCAUUUACGCAAUUGCUGCGGGCGGCAUAUUUCUGGCCCUGUUUCUGAUACAAAUCCGCUAUGUCCUAGUUGACUGGACAGAAUCAUUUUUUGUUUUACUUUCCAGACAUCUGACCCUCCCUAUCCUUGUUCGUAGGCAUCGAAUCCUUGGACCAUGGACCCGAGCUGGUAUCCUCGUCCAUCUCUCUUACAUUGCCGUCAACAUCGCUCUGGUCUUUUUGCGUACCGAAUCGCUGGUAGACUCGGGCCGCCGGGCAGGCGAGCUGGCUCUCGUCAACAUGAUCUUUCCUCUAUCAACCGCCCACCUUGGUUUCCUGGCCGGACUGCUUGGAAUCACCUGGCGUACUUGCCGUAAGAUCCAUCGAGCAACCGGUUGGACAGCUGUUGCUCUGCUGUCAUUCCACAUCAUCGCCGAACUUCAAGGCAAAACAUCUAGGUUUCCUCUCGCUGAGACACAAAACCGGCUCACUGUUAUCGGUGCUUCUGCACUCGGUAUCCUUGCUCUGUUUUCCAUUCCAUACUUUCGUCGUUGGUCUUAUGAGAUCUUUCUCCGAAGCCAUCAGAUACUUGCCGGACUUUUUAUCUAUGGCACCUGGCAGCAUUUUCCCACCCACACUAGCUCAGCGAGACUGUACGUCUAUGUGACACUGGGCAUUCUGGGGCUAACAACGCUUCUGGAGUUGGCGAACCAUUUAUAUCGCAACGGGAUAUUUUCCGGCCGUGGUGCUCCUCGAGCCCUUGUAUCAUUCUCAAUACCAGGGGAAAGCCUCCCCAGAAUCACAGCUGCAAAUAUCCAAAUUAUUUUACCUCGACCAGUGCAUGUUGAGCCUGGUCAAUACAUCAACCUCUGGAUGCCAUCGGUAAGUUUGUGGUCAUGGACUCAGACGCACCCUUUCACCAUCACAUCCUGGUCCAGGGGUAGACAGGAUACUUUGAAGCUACUUGUGCAACCUCGAAAUGGCUUCACUGCAGAUCUCGUACGCCAUGGUGCGCUGCCCACAGAUAGCUCGGUAUCAUUAUUAGCCUUAUUUACCGGACCUCAUGGACUCACCGAAGACGUCGAUCCCUACGAAACCACCCUGAUAAUUGCGACCGGAUUUGGAAUCGCGACUUCGAUCCCGUAUCUCAAGAAAAUGAUUCAUGGCUACAAUACAUGCACGUCCCAUACUCGCCGACUGCAUCUGGUCUGGCAGGUAGAUUCCAUCGAAAUGGUGAGCACGGCCGAAGAGCAGAUCAAUGAUGUCCUUGAAGAUGAUAUCAUAGAUAAGGGUUAUAUACUCAGCAUAUCUAUUUACGUGGAGCACGGUCUUGCAAAUAGCAGAACACCGGUUGGAAAACAUGAGAGGAUAUGCUACUACCAGGGCUUACCUGAUUAUCGCAAAAUAAUCUCAACCGAAGCAUCUGGGAGUCAGAUAGAGAGACAGCCGAACAUCCCGGAUGAGCCAGGUCGAACACUUGUAAUGGUUUCCGCAAGCGAUGGUCUUAGAGAUCGCUUACGCGACAUUGCAAGAGGCUAUCUCCACCAGGGUGUUGAGCUUUCAGAGCUGGAAUAUCAGCCUGAGUAG
This is a messenger RNA of Penicillium hordei, 1578 nucleotides long. RefSeq names its product ferric reductase family protein. Lineage: Eukaryota; Fungi; Ascomycota; Eurotiomycetes; Eurotiales; Aspergillaceae. Gene Ontology annotation, biological process: iron ion transport; copper ion import; intracellular iron ion homeostasis. Gene Ontology annotation, molecular function: ferric-chelate reductase activity. Gene Ontology annotation, cellular component: plasma membrane. The transcript is spliced from 5 exons. Bases 1 to 1578 code for a protein of 525 amino acids. The record is from RefSeq and is a predicted model, not a curated record.